This is a messenger RNA of Ictidomys tridecemlineatus (thirteen-lined ground squirrel), 4823 nucleotides long. RefSeq names its product proprotein convertase subtilisin/kexin type 2 (gene Pcsk2). The record is from RefSeq and is a predicted model, not a curated record. Gene Ontology annotation, biological process: peptide hormone processing. NCBI's taxonomy places the organism in Eukaryota, Metazoa, Chordata, Mammalia, Rodentia, Sciuridae. Gene Ontology annotation, cellular component: neuron projection; membrane. Gene Ontology annotation, molecular function: serine-type endopeptidase activity.
GCUGGUGCUCGACUCCAGCCCCAGUGGAACUGAAGCCGAGGAGGAGCUGAAAAUGCAGAUUUAGCAUCAAGCACAGACAUACACUCGCUCUUUCUCUCCGGUACACACAGCUCCCCACAUUCGCACCCCUGCCAGCAAGCCGGGCCGCUUGACUACACAGCCUCCCCGCCAGCCAGAUGCUGGAGGAGAACACACACUGAUUUGCUGCUUUCCAAGCCCCAAUUCAGUCUUUCUCCAUACAAAGAUUUUUUUAAACAACAACAAAAAACUACAUAUCUAUUUUUUAUUUGCACCUUCCCCUUCGGGUCCCCUGCUCCACCAGCCUGCGCUCCUUCUAACCCCACUUUUCACUCCCAAAGAAGGAUGAAGGGUGGUUGUGGCUCCCAGUGGAAGGCAGCCGCUGGGCUCCUCUUCUGUGUCAUGGUUUUUGCAUCUGCCGAGAAACCAGUCUUCACGAAUCAUUUUCUUGUGGAGUUGCAUAAAGGGGGAGAGGAAGAAGCUCGCCAAGUUGCAGCAGAACACGGCUUUGGAGUCCGAAAGCUACCAUUCGCAGAAGGCCUGUACCACUUUUAUCACAAUGGUCUUGCAAAGGCCAAAAGAAGACGCAGCCUGCAUCACAAGCAGCAGCUGGAGAGAGACCCCAGGGUAAAGAUGGCCUUGCAACAGGAAGGAUUUGACCGAAAAAAGCGAGGAUACAGAGACAUCAACGAUAUUGACAUCAACAUGAAUGAUCCUCUUUUUACAAAGCAGUGGUAUCUGAUCAACACUGGGCAAGCAGAUGGUACACCAGGGCUUGAUUUGAAUGUGGCAGAAGCCUGGGAGCUGGGAUACACUGGGAAAGGUGUGACCAUUGGAAUUAUGGAUGAUGGAAUUGACUACCUCCACCCAGACCUGGCCUCCAACUAUAAUGCCGAAGCAAGUUACGACUUCAGCAGCAAUGACCCCUAUCCUUACCCUCGCUACACAGACGACUGGUUCAACAGCCACGGAACCCGAUGUGCAGGAGAAGUCUCAGCAGCAGCCAACAACAAUAUUUGUGGGGUUGGUGUAGCCUACAACUCCAAGGUUGCAGGUAUACGGAUGUUGGACCAGCCAUUUAUGACGGACAUCAUCGAGGCCUCCUCCAUCAGCCACAUGCCACAGCUGAUUGACAUCUACAGCGCCAGCUGGGGCCCCACAGACAAUGGGAAGACGGUGGAUGGACCCCGAGAACUCACGCUGCAGGCCAUGGCGGAUGGUGUGAACAAGGGUCGCGGGGGCAAAGGCAGCAUCUACGUGUGGGCCUCUGGGGACGGCGGCAGUUAUGAUGACUGCAAUUGUGAUGGCUACGCGUCAAGCAUGUGGACCAUCUCCAUCAACUCGGCCAUCAAUGACGGCAGGACAGCCCUGUACGACGAGAGCUGCUCCUCCACCUUGGCCUCCACCUUCAGCAACGGCAGGAAGAGGAACCCUGAGGCCGGUGUGGCCACCACAGAUUUGUAUGGCAACUGCACACUGAGGCAUUCUGGGACAUCUGCAGCUGCUCCAGAAGCAGCUGGUGUGUUCGCCCUGGCUUUAGAGGCUAACCUGGGCCUGACCUGGCGAGACAUGCAGCAUCUGACCGUGCUCACCUCCAAACGGAACCAGCUUCACGACGAGGUCCAUCAGUGGCGGCGAAACGGGGUCGGCCUGGAGUUUAAUCACCUCUUUGGCUACGGGGUCCUUGAUGCAGGCGCCAUGGUGAAAAUGGCUAAAGACUGGAAAACCGUGCCUGAGAGAUUCCACUGUGUGGGAGGCUCCGUGCAGGACCCUGAGAAAAUACCAUCCACUGGCAAGCUGGUGCUGACCCUCACGACUGAUGCAUGUGAAGGGAAGGAGAAUUUCGUCCGCUACCUCGAGCACGUCCAAGCUGUCAUCACAGUCAAUGCAACCAGAAGAGGAGACCUGAACAUCAACAUGACUUCCCCUAUGGGCACCAAGUCCAUUUUGCUAAGCAGACGUCCAAGGGAUGACGACUCCAAGGUGGGCUUUGACAAGUGGCCUUUCAUGACCACCCACACUUGGGGGGAAGAUGCCCGAGGAACCUGGACCCUGGAGCUGGGGUUUGUGGGCAGCGCACCCCAGAAGGGGGUGCUAAAGGAGUGGACUCUCAUGCUGCAUGGCACACAGAGUGCCCCAUACAUCGACCAGGUGGUGAGGGAUUACCAGUCCAAGCUGGCCAUGUCCAAAAAGCAAGAGCUAGAGGAAGAGCUGGACGAAGCUGUGGAGAGAAGCCUGAAAAGCAUCCUAAAUAAGAACUAGUGCUGCACUUCUGCCUCCACCACCUCCUUCCCUUCCCAUUCUCUGCCUCUAUCCUUGCUCCACAUUUCUGGCAGGCACCUAGCAAUUACUGUCACCCCACACAAGCAAUUCCAUCUUCUUGAACUGCAGCUUUGCUCACUAUCAAUGAUUAUUUUCAUUACAAUGAAAGCAACCUUUUUUUUUCUAUGACCCAAAUAUAAUGUUCCCACUAACAUCUAUGUCCUAUGUGUUACUCUACCCUCUUUAUUUCUGUCAUUCAAAUGGGUGAUAUCCUGCAAACAAAACUGGCGCAGCUUUCCCCUGAAAUUUUUUUUUCAUAUCUGAGAAGAGAAAAGAAUGCAUGUAAAAAAAAAAAAAGCCACACAUAGCAACACCAAGAACGUCUGUCUGUGCUCUCAACUGAGGAACUGUUAUGUAACAAGAGAAGUCAAAGCUGAUGCAGAAGGCGAGUUCUGCAGCUCUUUAAAGCACAGGGGAAGCUGUUAAUCCUUUGGGGAAAGAUGAUUUGAAUUUAGCAAAGUUUUUCAGGAACGUAGAUUAAGGUGACAUGAUGAGAAAGAUGUCAUCUAUAGAGUCCUAAUUACUGGACAGGGAAAGAGAUUUAAAAAUGAGCGUUGGAAAUCUACCGCCAACACAAAGAUUGUAAUUCACCCUACUCGGCCAGCAUGAUAUAAAACCUAAAUAGCUUGGCUGUAAAUUCACCAGCUACUGCUCUGAGUUAUGGUAAAAAAAAAAUCUGCUGGAGCAGCUCAGUUCUUUCCAAGUUGUCACAGAGUUCAUCCCUCCCACCCCCCACUCCCUGCCAGUUUUCAGGGGUUCCUCACAUAACUAUCCAAAAAUGGGGAAAAAUGAAGGCGGGCCUCACAACAUGUCUGGUAAAGAAUAGUUUGCUAGUUUUAAAAUAAGAACAUUCCCUUUCCUAAGUCACUUUGGGACUUCUUGAUCUUGAUGUAAGAGAUAAGGUAUUAUUUUUGACAGUUUUAUACACCUCUACAUGGGCUUUGAUUUCCUAAAAGUAUCCCUGGAAAGAAAUGUCUUGUUCCCUCGUGUCAUGAUGUCAUAGAUGUAUUGGGGAAAUGGCCUCUGUUCUGAAGAGGUGUGUGAGGGAUGGCAGGGGCACAUUUGAAGGUAGGAGCAACCAUCUUUCCAUGGACCUCCAUUUAUGAGGGGCCUCGUGGGCCAAGAGGGGAAUAAGCCAACUCAUCCCCCAGUGACUUGAGGUCUCGAGAAGCAAGAGGAGCCCUCUUAUAGGAAAGCACAGAGUUGCCAUCUUGGCAAUGCAGAAAUCCAUGAGCCCUUUUGACAUGCCACCCAAAGGUUACAGUUAUCAAAUCCAAAAGACGCAAUUUCAUUGCCAAAUAAGUAUUACUGAAGUGACCUGUUGUCACUUUUUGUUCCUACCCAAGGAUUGGUUUCUCACCCCCAUCCCAGUGCCCAGCCAUUCAAAAAAAAAAAAAAACUAUUCAUUCUCAACCACUCCUGGCUCCAUUCCUCCCUUCCCAAUGGAGUAUGUGCUUGGCCUGGAGUCAACUUUACUAAAGCCAGUAGCACAGGAGCGCUGGGUUAGAUUCCCUGAAGGUGCAACUUUAAGAGAGAAUUCUGGAAAUGUCACUUUCUUUUCUCCCCCAUACUGGCAUGAAUUUCUGUCUUCUCUAACACCUUGUGACUCACCCUUGCAUCAUGCUUUAAAGUGUAAUGAUAUUUAUGAUUUUUUAAAAGAAAUUUAUUACUUGUUGCAAAGGUCUUUUUAAACCAGUUUAAAGAAAAAUAAAAUAUAAAUGGAAAUCAUUGAAAAUUCAUUUCACAUUAAUGGUCUGAAAAUAAACCAAAGGACAUUAUGUGUGCAUGUGUGUAUAAGUGCACACAGAAAUAUUAUAUAUACAUAUGUAGACUAUAUACAUGUGUGUAUAUAUGUGUAUAUAUAUAUACACUUGUAUAAAUGUAUAUACACACAUAUACUUAAAAUGUGUGUAUGUGUAACAGACACCAUAUUCAUCUCUAAAAGAACAUUCAGAGAAUAUCAAGAUGAUUCUGGCUGAAGACAAAGGCCGGUGGAAAUUCAGGUGAAAAUCAUCAAUUCCCAUUUUGUCACCUCUGUAAUUUUGCAGCUCUCUGUAUAAACAUUAAAUGUCUUAUAUAAGCAGCAAAAAUAUAAAAUAGUUGUCCAUAUUUUCACAGUUGUGAUAUAAUUUAUGAAAUUAGAGAGUAACUUAUCAGCUUCUUAAUAGAAAUGGCAAGUUUUGAUAUGAGUAUACAGUAUAUAAAAAUAUAUAUAGUGCUAUAUAUAAAUAUUUGGUCUCUAUUUCAUUUUUUUGCAUCAGUCUUAACACUAAACUAUGUCAAGCUAGUGAUGUUUUUAUGAUAUCCCUGAUUCUAAUGCAAGAGACAGCUAUUUAUAGUCAUUUAUUUUAAAAAAUGAAAAUAAGUGAAUAACGAUUAAUCAGGUUAACAUUGUUACUUCCUGUGACAAAAUUUUAUAAGUAAAUUUAAAAUGAUAUGUUGUAAAUUAGGAGGCUCAACAAUAAAACAUUACCUUCCAGAAA